AUGGCCUCCCAGACCCUCGUGGGGUUCCAGGCCUCCAACCAGAGCCAGCUCCCACCUCCAAAUGCCACGCUGUGUGACGGUGCUCAGGAAGCCUGGCACCUGCUGCACAAGGUGCUACCGACUUGCGUCGUGGCCAUCUGCUCGGGCGGCCUGCUGGGAAACCUCUUCGUGCUGUCGGUCUUCCUCGUGCCUCGACGGCGUCUGAACGCGGCGGAAAUCUACCUGGCCCACCUGGCCGCUUCUGACCUGGUGUUCGCCUUGGGCUUGCCCUUCUGGGCCGAGACCAUCCGGAACGGAUUCCACUGGCCUUUCGGAGCCCCCCUCUGCCGCGUGGUCAACGGCGUCAUCAAGGCCAACCUGUUCAUCAGCAUCUUCCUGGUGGUGGCCAUCAGCCGGGACCGCUACCGCGCGCUGGUGCACCCCGUGGCCAGCUGGAGGCGGCGGCGGCGGCGCCACUGGGCCCAGGCCACCUGCGUGCUCAUCUGGACGGCGGGGGGCCUCCUGAGCAUCCCCACGUUCCUGCUGCGCUCCGUCCAAGCGGUCCCGGAGCUGAACGUCUCCGCCUGCGUGCUGCCCUUCCCCCACGAGGCCUGGGCCUUCGUCAGGACGGUGGAGUUGAACGUGCUGGGCUUUCUCCUCCCGCUGGCUGCCAUCCUCUUCUUCAACUACCACAUCCUGGCAGCCCUGCGGGGGCGGCAGCUCAGCAGGACAAGGUGCGGGGGCCCCAGGGAUGGCAAGACCACGGCGCUGAUCCUCACGCUUGUGGCCGUCUUCCUGCUCUGCUGGACCCCGUACCACGUCUGUGCCUUCCUGGAAUUCCUGCUCCACGUGCGGGCCAUCCGAGGCUGCUUCUGGGAGGAUUUCACCGACCUGGGCUUGCAGUACACCAACUUCUUUGCUUUCAUCAACAGCUGCCUAAAUCCAGUCAUCUACGUCUUUUGGGGCCAGCUUUUCAGAACCAAGAUCUGGGAACUGUAUCACCGAUGCCUCCCCAGAAAGCUCACUGCCGUGUCCUCGUCCCGUAGGAAAGAAAUCUUCCAAAUUUUCUGGCGGCAUUAA
Molecule: messenger RNA, 1059 nt
Organism: Sus scrofa (pig)
Lineage: Eukaryota; Metazoa; Chordata; Mammalia; Artiodactyla; Suidae
Gene: BDKRB1
Product: bradykinin receptor B1
Biological process (GO): cell chemotaxis; calcium-mediated signaling; response to mechanical stimulus
Cellular component (GO): external side of plasma membrane; membrane
Molecular function (GO): C-C chemokine receptor activity; bradykinin receptor activity; C-C chemokine binding
Source: RefSeq, marked provisional